CAGAAACGGAAGAAGGAAAGGGAGGAGAAGGACAACAACGACGACCAACUGCCCGCAGACGACGCCGACAAUGUUGACGCGGCGGUCGCGGGCGCUGUUGAUUGCCUUCUUGAUGGCAUGGUGCCUUGCACUGCUGUACCUAACGCACCACACCUCGCCAGAGUCCCACCUUUCUGACCAGGACUUGUCAGAUCUGGAGGAGCUGAAGCGUCGGGUGCAGCUGGAAGGGGAUGAUGAUUUGCUGCUCAACGAUCAAGUUGCACAGGAGGAAUUCCGGGAUGCGCAGCUCAACGCAUUGCGCGACAGCUAUGGAGAAAAUGAGGAGGAAGAACAGCACGACUUUGAGAACAUUGAGCACCCAACACCACCGCCUGAUGCCAAGAUUGUGGACAACUUUGAUGUGAAGCACAACUUCAAGGUGGUGGAUCCGCGUGCAGAGUGGGUGCCGCUGCCACGGCCGAGCCAACCGUCCGUCCCGCGUAUCAAAUUCGUGGAGGAAGUGGGCUCCCGAAAGUCGAGCGAUCCUUACGCGAAGAACAACUUCAACGUUCACGCCAGCAACAAGUUGCCCUCCGACCGAAAAGUGCCCGACACACGCAACCCCAUGUGCCGCAAACGCAAGUAUCCUGAGGACUACCCGCCCGACUUGCCCUCCACAACGAUCAUCUUCACCUUCCACAACGAGGCGCGCUCCACCCUCUACCGCUCCGUGCGCAGCGUGUUGGAUCGAUCGCCCCCGGAGCUGAUUGACGAGGUCAUCCUCAUCGAUGACGCAUCAGAUGAUCCGGAGCAAGGCAAGAUUGUGGAGGGGAUGGAGAAGGUGCGCAUUCUGCGAAACCACGAGCGUGAAGGUCUGAUUCGCUCGCGCGUGCGUGGCGCCAAUGCUGCACAGAGCCCCGUGCUCACGUUCCUCGACUCCCACAUCGAGUGCAACACCGACUGGCUUCCCCCACUGCUGGAGCAGCUGCACAAGAACUACCGGGCGGUUGCGAGUCCGACCAUCGACGUCAUCAACAUGGACAACUUCCGGUACCUCGGCUCCACAUCCGGCCUGCGCGGAGGCUUCACGUGGAGCAUGCAGUUCCAGUGGGAGACGGCGCCACUCAAGGGGAAGAGCGCCAUCGAUCCAAUCCCCACCCCCAUGAUCGCUGGGGGCCUGUUCAGCAUCACGAAGCGGUGGUUUGACGAGUCUGGCCAGUAUGACCUCGACAUGGACGUGUGGGGCGGGGAGAACUUUGAGAUUUCGUUCCGCACGUGGAUGUGUGGCGGACGCAUGGACAUUGUGCCCUGCUCGCGUGUUGGACACGUCUUCCGCAAGCAGCACCCGUACUCCUUUCCCGGCGGUAACGGCCGCACAUACGACAAGAACACUGCGAGGACCGCGGAGGUGUGGAUGGAUGAGUACAAGCAGCACUUUUACCACGCACGGCCGUCUGCCAAGUUCGCCGCCGUUGGCCCGCUGGAAGAGCGGACGGAACUUCGCAAGCGCCUCAACUGCAAGUCCUUUGGCUGGUACCUCGAGAAUGUGUACCCAGAACUCAGCGUUCCCGGGCGUGACAUGGUUGGCUUUGGGCAAAUCAAGCAGGGCAUGCAAUGCAUCGAUGCUGGAGCAGGCACUCUGAAUGCAAAGCUUGCGGUACAGCACUGCUUGCCGCAGGACAGCGACAAGCAGGAGUGGAUCUUCCGUAAUGACGGGACCAUCAAGCUGCAAGAUGGACACGGCACCAACUUCUGCGUUGCCCUCGACAAGGAUAACCAUGCAGUGUUGCACACGUGCACUACCGACCCACCAAUGCUGUGGACGUACACGGAGAGCAAGCAGAUUCGACAUCGGGAGACGGGCUUGUGUCUGACCAGCAGCAAGAAGCCGCAGCUGAGGGCGUUCCCGUGUGGCAGCACCUCCAACGAGAACGAGAGAUGGGCGUUUACAAAGUAGUGUAGCUCGACACACACCACACACAUCCACGCAUCACAUGCACACACAGCACACAUCCACGCAUCACAUGCAC
Molecule: messenger RNA, 2009 nt
Organism: Salpingoeca rosetta
Lineage: Eukaryota; Choanoflagellata; Craspedida; Salpingoecidae
Product: polypeptide N-acetylgalactosaminyltransferase 14
Exons: 19
Coding region: 71-1936 (621 amino acids)
Cellular component (GO): Golgi apparatus
Source: RefSeq, a predicted model, not a curated record